CUACGCAUUUAAAAAAUAUAGUUGUAUUGAAAGUGAAAAUAUUCCGGGGUCAUUCGCAAGUGGACGGACUGUAUUUUGUACACAGGUUUUAAAAAUGGUUAUGCGGAAGGAUGUAGCCGUCGCUGCGAUGGUCAUCGGCUGUACCCUGUUGGUAUUGACGGUAAUCUCUGUGAUUUGUGGUUCCGUCGCAAUGAGCAAGCUGUCCAGCCCUGCAGCUUAUGUUAGUAUUGGAAUAUGGGCACUUUAUUUCCUCAUUCCAAGUGCUUUCACUUUUUUUGGUGGAUAUAAAAAGUCGAAAAAUUUGUUGUCAGCGGCGAUUGGAGUGAAUUUCUUUGGAGUUCUUUUCGCGCUUGUUGGAAUGUCACUUUGCGCCGUAUUCUGGACGAUACUGGAAUCAAAUUGUGUCGAUGGCUUUAAAACCGUUAGAUUUUAUCAUUGGUAUCACUAUGAGAGGCAGGCUAACGAAUGUACGUGUGGGAACCAUCAAAAACACACAUACUCUGUUUCCUGCUCUGAUCUCAACACAGUACGCGAAGCAUCUGGAGCAGUAACGAUAAUUUUUGCUCUUUUGGCCAUCACCUGUUUCGUGGGAUGCAUCUAUGGCAGCAUUGGAACUUGCUGUACACAACGGCAACAAACGCGAACCGUUUUCACGACAACGACUCAACAACCUGCAGGCACAAUAUUAAUGACCACACAACCAACCCACAGGGGGGUUACAUCCAACAACCAAUCCAGGUUGCUUACAUCCAGCAACCGGUCCAGGGGGGGUUCAUCCAACAGCCAUUCCAGGGUGUUUACUUUCAACAAGCACCACCCGGAACUAUCCAACAAACACCCUCCGUUGCUAUCCAACAAGCACCCCCCGGUGCUAUCCAACAAGCCCCCCAAAGCAGUUACACCCCUCAACCAGUCCCGGUGGACAUCGGACAACCACCACCACCAUAUGAUCACCAAGCCAGUCAGAGUAACGUGGUCGUCGAUACCAAAUAAAGUCAAUAAAUUUCAUUUUAAAUUUGUCACUUUGACAUUAUCUUAUACUAACAUAUAUUUAUCGUAAGAGCAAAGUACAUGCAUCCUAAAAACUCUGAAGCAUAGAAACAAAACAAACGAAAAAAACUGCGUUGUUUAAAGUUCGGGGUUUUUUUCGAUUGAAUAUAUAGUGCCGGGAAAUGAUGCAGAACAUCUUUGAUGGGAUGUGCAGCAGUAAUGGAACUUUCUAGGAAUUUUGUAGCAUAGUGACCUCAAACGGCUUAAGAGCAACGUUAAAAAGACUACGAUGUUUAUAGAUUAUAAUUUAUUUCUCCACUUUAAGAAUUCCCAUAUCUCUAGGACAAGCAGUUCGUGAUUAACGCGUGAUCAUGCUGUGAUCAAAUGGCUGAUACAUUUGAAUUGAAU
Messenger RNA from Dendronephthya gigantea, 1398 nucleotides. RefSeq lists its product as uncharacterized. Bases 95 to 1060 code for a protein of 321 amino acids. The transcript is spliced from 5 exons. NCBI's taxonomy places the organism in Eukaryota, Metazoa, Cnidaria, Anthozoa, Malacalcyonacea, Nephtheidae. The record is from RefSeq and is a predicted model, not a curated record.